AGCGAGUCUAAAUUUAAAAAUGUCUUUUUCAUAUAAAUUGAUUAAAUUUUGAGCAAUAGAUAAUUAAACAAAGAUGUUCCUUAUUAAACUAUCCAUUCUUCAAAUGUUGCUAUAAAAGAAGACCUACAAACAAUAUUCCAAGAACUUGCAUCAACAAAGAAAAAAAAAGUUUAAUUUAAGAGAUCGAAAAACUAGUGCAAAAUGUUAAGUAACAAUUGGUUGAUAUUGGUACCAUUGUUUUUAACUUCAUGGGUUUGUUAUACCACAGCUACUGUUUGGUAUGAUCAUAAAGCUAUAACUAUCAAUGGCCAAAGAAGAAUUCUAAUCUCAGGAUCUAUUCAUUACCCCAGAAGCACACCUGAGAUGUGGCCAAGUCUGAUUCAGAAAGCUAAAGAAGGAGGCUUAGAUGUGAUACAAACUUAUGUGUUCUGGAAUGGACACGAACCUAAUCAAGGACAAUAUUAUUUUCAGGACAGGUAUGAUCUAGUGAGGUUCAUCAAAUUAGUACAGCAAGCGGGUCUCUAUGUUAAUCUCCGAAUUGGACCUUACGUUUGCGCUGAAUGGAACUACGGGGGAUUUCCUAUGUGGCUAAAGUAUGUCCCUGGUAUUGAAUUUAGAACUGAUAAUGGACCUUUCAAGGCUGCAAUGCAAAAGUUUGUUACGUAUAUUGUCGAUAUGAUGAAGGGACAAAGAUUGUUUCAGACUCAAGGCGGUCCCAUAAUUCUCUCUCAGAUAGAAAAUGAAUACGGACCAGUGGAAUGGACAAUCGGUGCUCCGGGCAAAGCUUACACAAAAUGGGCGGCUGCAAUGGCAGUUGGUCUUAAUACAGGAGUCCCAUGGAUCAUGUGCAAGCAAGAGACUGCUCCUGAUCCAAUUAUUGAUACCUGCAAUGGAUUCUACUGUGAAGGCUACAAACCAAAUAAUAUCAAUAAACCCAAAAUGUGGACGGAAAAUUGGACUGGCUGGUAUACAGAAUUUGGUGCUGCAGUUCCUUAUAGACCUGCGGAAGAUACAGCAUUUUCAGUUGCAAGGUUUUUUGCAGCCGGGGGUUCAUUUGUAAAUUAUUAUAUGUAUCAUGGAGGAACCAAUUUUGACAGAACUGCAGGCCUUUUCAUGGCCACUAGCUACGAUUAUGACGCACCUCUAGAUGAAUACGGAUUACCACAUGAUCCAAAGUGGGGACAUUUGAGAGACCUUCACAGAGUGCUCAAGCAGAGUCAGGCUGCUCUAGUAUCAGUAGAUCCUCAAAUUAUAUCACUUGGUAAAAACCAAGAGGCUCAUGUGUUCCAAUCAAAGGCAGGAUGUGCAGCAUUCUUGGCAAACUACGACUCCCAAUAUGGUGCAAACGUUAACUUCUGGACUAAACCAUAUUGGCUACCGCGUUGGUCUAUCAGUAUUCUCCCUGAUUGCAAGACUGUAGUUUUUAACACUGCAAAGAUGAGUGCCCAAAGCACACAGAUGUGGAUGAUGCCUACUGGAACUAAAUUUUCUUGGCAGUCACACAUUGAUGAAAUUCCCACUGGUUUUGCACCUGGUACAUUUACCAAAGAUGGCCUUUGGGAGCAGAAGUUUGUUACAGGAGAUAAAACAGAUUACCUGUGGUACAUGACAAAUGUGAAUAUAAAUGCAAAUGAAGGAUUUUUGAGGGCUGGAAAAUCUCCUCUUCUUACAGUUGCUUCAGCUGGCCAUGUUUUGCAUGUUUUCAUCAAUUAUAAACUAGCAGGAACUGUAUAUGGGUCGUUAGAGAAUCCUAGGACAACAUUUAGUCAGAAUGUGCAUUUAGUAGGUGGUGUUAACAGAAUUGCUUUGUUAAGUGCUACAGUCGGUCUUGCGAAUGUGGGUACACAUUUCGAUACAUGGAAUGUUGGGGUUCUAGGUCCAGUCACAUUGCAAGGUCUGAAUCAAGGAACACUAGAUAUGACAAAAUGGAAAUGGUCUUACAAGAUUGGUCUCAAAGGUGAAGAUUUGAAACUCUAUUCGGGAGCUUCAGCAGUUGCUUGGUCUCAAGGAGCACAAUUGGCUAAAGGAACACCAAUGACAUGGUACAAGACUUACUUUGAGGCGCCACCAGGAAACGAUCCGUUAGGUUUAGAUAUGUACACCAUGAGUAAGGGUCAGAUAUUCGUAAAUGGACGCAGUGUAGGACGACAUUGGCCUGCAUAUAAAGCAAAAGGUAACUGUAAUGAUUGCGAUUAUGCUGGAACCUAUGGAGAUCAGAAAUGUAGAUCUAAAUGUGGACAGCCAUCUCAACAAUGGUAUCAUGUUCCACGCUCAUGGCUGAAGCCAACAGGAAAUAUAUUAGUUGUAUUUGAAGAAAUGGGUGGUGAUCCUAAUGGAAUUUCUUUGCUAAAGAGAGUUGUAGGAAGUGUUUGUGCUGAUAUAGAUGAUGACCAGCCAGAAAUGAAAAGCUGGACGGAGAACAUACCAGUCAAACCCAAAGCCCAUUUGUGGUGUCCUCCAGGGAAGAAAUUCUCUAAGGUCAUCUUUGCCAGCUAUGGAUGGCCCCAAGGAAGAUGCGGUUCCUAUCGGCAAGGGAAGUGCCACGCACAAAAGUCAUGGGACCCUUUCACAAGGGACUGUCUUGGAAAACCAUCAUGCGAUGUACUUGUGGCUCCCGAAAAUUUUGGAGGGGACCCAUGUCCAGGAAGUACAAAGAGACUCUCAGUCCAACUUCAGUGCAGCUGAAAUACAGAAAAUCAAGAUUGAGUUAUCGAAAGCAUGUUUAGAAACGAAAAGAAAAUAUUACACCAUUUAUUAGAAUUUUAAACUCAUAUUCUCAAAGAUUAUUGUUCUCUACUGAAAUUUACUACAUAGUUUGGCAAAGCCAAAUAUCAGUAACUGUGUAUAAAAAUAUGUACAUAAACAUGCUCUUAAUUGUUAAGAGCAUUUUUAUAAAUUGGAAAAAAAAAAUACUUUGUGAAUA
This is a messenger RNA of Mercurialis annua (annual mercury), 2923 nucleotides long. RefSeq names its product beta-galactosidase-like. The transcript is spliced from 19 exons. The record is from RefSeq and is a predicted model, not a curated record. Gene Ontology annotation, molecular function: beta-galactosidase activity; carbohydrate binding. Gene Ontology annotation, cellular component: cell wall; vacuole. Gene Ontology annotation, biological process: carbohydrate metabolic process. Bases 202 to 2685 code for a protein of 827 amino acids. Lineage: Eukaryota; Viridiplantae; Streptophyta; Magnoliopsida; Malpighiales; Euphorbiaceae.